Molecule: messenger RNA, 1707 nt
Organism: Telopea speciosissima
Lineage: Eukaryota; Viridiplantae; Streptophyta; Magnoliopsida; Proteales; Proteaceae
Product: putative adenylate cyclase regulatory protein
Exons: 4
Coding region: 1-1707 (568 amino acids)
Source: RefSeq, a predicted model, not a curated record
AUGGCAGAAAAUCUAAAAGUUCUAAAUCUGACAUCUUGUCAUCAACUAUCUAGUACUCCUGACGUUUCAGCAAAUCGACUCUUGGAGGUAGUGCUUCUUAAAGACUGUAGAAAUUUGGAUGAGAUUGAUACAUCCAUUUGUUGUCUCAUGAACUUAGUCAUAUUAAACAUGAGUGACUGUGGGAGACUAAAGGAUCUCCCAAGUGAAAUUUGUCUUCCCUCAAGUUUGACCAGCCUAUGUGCUUGUGAUUGCAAGUCAAUGGUAAAACUAUCAAGUACAUCUGGAGGCUUGAGAAAUUUAAAGACAUUACGUCUUUAUCAUUGCAAAAGCUUGGAAGAAAUUGAAGGUGUUGACGAGAAAUUGGACUCCCUGGAGAUUAUAGGCUGCAAGAAGCUGACAGAGAUUCAUGGUAUUGACAGAUUGGAAAACUUAAAGGAUUUUGUUAUUAGUGGCUGCGAGUCCUUGGAAAGAUUACCUGAUCUGUCAAACUUAAGAAACUUGAAAGGUCUAACGAUUCUUGACUGCAAGAAUUUGACCCAGUUUCCUGGUUUUGGCAGGUUGGAAAUGUUAAGGGAAUUGAAUAUUAGUGGCUGCGAGUCUUUGAAAAGAUUACCGGAGCUGUCAAAAAACCUGAAGGAUGUAGAGAUUGAAGGCUGCAAGAAUCUAACCGAGAUUCAUGGUGUUGACGGAUUGGAAUUCUUAGAGAAUUUCAAGAUUAUUGGCUGCGAGUCCUUGGAAAGAUUACCAGAUCUGUCAAACUUAAAAAACUUGAAGAUUCUAACAAUUGAAGGCUGCAAGAAUCUAAGCGAGAUUCAUGGUAUUGACAAAAUGGAAUUCUUAGAGAAUUUUGAGAUUAGUGGGUGCGAGUCCUUGGAAAUAUUACCAGAUCUGUCAAAAAACCUGGAGGGUCUAACGAUUAAAGGCUGCAAGAAUCUAACUAAAAUUCAUGGUUUUGACAGGUGGGAAUUCUUGGAGAAUUUUGAGAUUAGUGGGUGCGAGUCCUUGGAAAGAUUACCGGAUCUGUCGCAGUUAAAAAAGUUGAAGUAUCUACAGAUUGAAGGCUGCAAGAAUCUAACUGAGGUUCAUGGUGUUGACGAAUUGGAAUUCUUAGAGGGUUUGUAUAUUGUUGGGUUUGAGUCCUUGGAAAGAUUACCGGAUCUGUCAAACUUAAAAAAGUUGAAAGAUCUGAAGAUUGAAGGCUGUAAGAUUCUAACUGAGAUUCAGGGUGUUGACACAUUGGAAUCCUUACAGAAUUUGGAUAUAAGUGGGUGCGAGUCCUUGGAAAUAUUACCCGAUCUGUCAAACUUGAAAGAAUUAAUGGAGCUAAAAGCUAAGGACUGCAAGAAGCUAACUGAGAUUCAAGCUGGCAAUGGAUUGGUAUCUUUGACACACUUUGAUGUUAAGGGGUGUAUAUCCUUGGAAAAAGUACCAGAUCUGAAUAAGUCGGACUUGCUGAAGCUAAAUAAUGUGUCCUGCUGGGAACUAACCGAUAUUUCUCUACUAGAACUCUUGACUGAUGGUGGUUGCACAAAAUUACGACUAGGUUUGUCAAACCUGCCGACACACUGUAUCAUAUCGUUGUACAUGAGAAAUUUAUUCAAGGUACGCCUCUGGCCUUUCUCUAUCCAUCUCUCUUCAAAUGAAUCUGACUUUUUUGCGUUUAAAAUUGAGUCUGGUUUUCCUAGAUGUGCUAUUUUUGCCAUAUGA